This is a messenger RNA of Uranotaenia lowii, 771 nucleotides long. RefSeq names its product NADH dehydrogenase [ubiquinone] 1 beta subcomplex subunit 11, mitochondrial (gene NP15.6). The transcript has a single exon. NCBI's taxonomy places the organism in Eukaryota, Metazoa, Arthropoda, Insecta, Diptera, Culicidae. Bases 110 to 577 code for a protein of 155 amino acids. The record is from RefSeq and is a predicted model, not a curated record.
CUGUAACCUCGCGGAAAAACAACAAAAAUCCACAAAAGUUUUUCUUCGCAGUUCAGCAGAUCCGUGGUGGUUUAGUAAAAGUGCAGGAAGAAAUCGGUUUCCCACGACCAUGUCCGGCCUGAUUCGGUUGAAUAGCAGUGCCCUGCUGGCCCGCUCCCUAAUGCAGCACUCGCUUCGCAGCGCCCGGUUGAUUUCGUCAUCCCAGAAGAAUCGUGAAGCCGCCACCAUUGAUGUGUCGAAGAAAGCUGCCGCAAAACCUGCCGAACCCGCCGCUUCAACGGCGGCCACCAAGAACUGGGUCAGUUAUGGAUUCGACUAUAAGAACGAGACCGAAGAUCGGAACGCCAUGAACUCAUCGUUCUUCUUCUCCGUAACACUGUGUCUGGUUUUGGGAGGUUUCUACUGGGCCUAUCUGCCCGAUACCCAGAUGUUGGAUUGGGCCCAACGGGAGGGUUACCUGGAACUGCGGCGUCGGGAAGCUGCCGGGUUGGAACCGAUUAGCAAGGAUUACAUCGAUCCAGCCCACAUUGUGCUCCCUUCGGAUGAGGAACUGGGUAAUACCGAGAUCGUUAUCUAAGCAGCUGGCAGUGGAAGAACGAGGGGUUAUGUAAUGGCACCUUUUUGUCAUCAGCAAGCGAUUGAAUAAAAUCACCAACCAAAACAGCUUGUAAAUACAAAAUAAACAACUCGCUGGCAGCAGCGUGAAGGUUUUUUGGGCCGGAAAAACGGUGUAUCGAAUCGGUUCAAUAAAGAUUAGGAUAUUUGAAACAA